This is a messenger RNA of Amphimedon queenslandica, 775 nucleotides long. Its product is annotated as receptor-type tyrosine-protein phosphatase alpha-like. The record is from RefSeq and is a predicted model, not a curated record. Gene Ontology annotation, molecular function: protein tyrosine phosphatase activity. Lineage: Eukaryota; Metazoa; Porifera; Demospongiae; Haplosclerida; Niphatidae. The transcript has 4 exons. Bases 88 to 669 code for a protein of 193 amino acids. Gene Ontology annotation, biological process: protein dephosphorylation; motor neuron axon guidance.
GUUUAUUGUUUGUUUGUUUGUUUGUUUGUUUGUUUGUUUGUUUAGGGUUAUCGUGAGAAGAGAGCAUUCAUCAUAGCUCAGAGUCCAAUGGAGAACACAGUGAGAGAUUUCUGGAAGAUGAUUGUUGAUUAUAAAGUAUCAGCCAUUGUAAUGCUGUGUGGGACUGAAGAAGAUGGACAAGAGUGCUGCUAUCAAUACUGGAGGGAAUCAGAGAUUGUUCAAUUUGAAGAAUAUUUUGUUAAAUGUUUAUCAAGCAAAGACUGCAAUGGAUAUAUUGAGAGGAAGUUCAAUAUAUUCACAGAAAAGGGCAGUUCUUCAUGGGAUGUGAUGCAGUUUCAAGUGACUAACUGGCCUACAGAUGGUAUCAUUAGGGAACCACGUACUGUCCUACAAGUUAUUGAUGAAGUUAUACACAGACAACAAAAGAUUGGAGGAGGACCAGUAGUGGUACACUGUAGUGAUACAGUGAGUCGUUCAGGAGUCUAUUGUUCAGUGAGUAUUGCUCUAGAACAGUGUAAGGCAGAAGGUGUAGUGGAUGUGUUUCAAGUAACUAAAUCAGUGAGGAGGAGUAAACCAGGAGCUGUCACUACACUGGAUCAAUACAGUUCAAUAUAUGAAGUGAUUUCAAUGUACUUGAAGUUACACAGUACUUAUGCUAACUUUACAUAAUUUAAUAUAUUCAACCUGUUGCAUUGAUUAACUGUUGUAUUAUAGUGUGUACUGGCCAGUAGAUGUAGCUUUAGUUUUAAUGUAUUAAGUUCUUUAUUUUUGUCAA